This is a messenger RNA of Rhodamnia argentea, 1493 nucleotides long. Its product is annotated as protein STRICTOSIDINE SYNTHASE-LIKE 3-like. The transcript has 4 exons. Lineage: Eukaryota; Viridiplantae; Streptophyta; Magnoliopsida; Myrtales; Myrtaceae. The record is from RefSeq and is a predicted model, not a curated record. Gene Ontology annotation, molecular function: strictosidine synthase activity. Gene Ontology annotation, biological process: biosynthetic process. The coding region runs from base 60 to 1241 and encodes 393 amino acids.
UCCAAAUUGAAGUUUCACCGUAUUCUUCCUUUCCCCCCACUUGGCGUGUCCCGCUCCUAAUGGCGAUGUCGCCGGCCGGAGUGCUCGCCGGAAUAUUCCUCCUCGUGGCCCUGUACUGCGGCACCGACCCGUUCCGGCACAGCGCCCUAUCGGGCUUCCCCGACUUCGAGGCCUACAAGGCCGACAUGCCGCCCUGGUCCGAGGUCCCGGCCGAGAGGGAUUCCCAGAAUCUGCUGCAGAGGUCGGAGAUCAAGUUCCUGAACCAGAUUCAGGGGCCCGAGAGCAUCGCCUUCGACCCCCUCGGCCGCGGCCCGUACACCGGCGUCGCCGACGGGCGCGUCCUGUUCUGGGAUGGCCAGGCCUGGUCUGAUUUCGCUUACACCUCGCCCAAUAGGUCAGAACUAUGUAAUCCAAAACCAUCACCUCUGAGUUAUCUAGAAAAUGAGCACAUCUGCGGCAGGCCCCUUGGUCUUCGUUUCGACAAAAAAACAGGAGAUUUAUACAUUGCAGAUGCAUAUUUUGGGCUAAUGAAGGUGGAACCUGAAGGUGGAUUGGCAACAUCUCUCACAACUGAAGCUGAAGGAAUGCCAUUGAGAUUUACCAACGAUCUGGACAUUGACGAUGAAGGAAAUGUAUAUUUUACAGAUAGCAGUAGCAUAUACCAGAGAAGGAACUUCUUGCACUUGGUUUUUUCUGCCGAAAGUAGCGGAAGGCUUUUAAAGUACAACCCAGUUACAAAGGAGACCACAGUUCUUGAAAGGAAUCUCCAAUUUCCAAAUGGCGUGUCCUUAAGCAAGGACAGAUCAUUCUUUGUCUUUUGUGAAGGUGCCAUUGGCAGAUUGCAGAAGUACUGGUUGAAAGGUGAGAAGGCGGGGACUUCGGAAGUGUUUGCUGUCCUGCCAGGGUUCCCCGACAAUGUCCGGACCAACAAAGACGGUGAAUUCUGGGUCGCAGUCCACUGCCGCCGCACCCUUUACACGUACUUAUGCGCACUCUACCCUAAACUUAGGAAAUUUAUACUCAAGCUCCCUAUUUCGGCGAAAAUACAGUUCGCCCUUCACAUCGGGGGACGACUUCAUGGAGUGGUCGUUAAGUACAGCCCGGAGGGCAAGGUCUUGCAGGUCCUAGAGGACAGCCAGGGCAAGGUCGUGAGAGCAGUCAGCGAAGCGGAGGAGAAGGACGGGAAGCUCUGGAUGGGGAGCGUUCUGAUGCCCUUCAUCGCGGUAUACGACCUGGUUUGAAGUGGAUGCGCUUCUCUUCUCAUCGGUAGAGGUGGCUCGUUAAGAAGUAAGUCAUUUUGGUCUCGCAUCAACCUUUUCUUUGACAUGUAGAGGACAUUAGGAAUUGGGGAUAGUAUUGAAGCAGCCCCCUUUGUUGGAUACAAAACCUCGUUUAAUUUUUACCCGAUAUGUUCAGCUACUACUGCUUCAUCAUUGCUUUAUUUAGUACAUUGAUCGUUGUUGUUUAUUCUAGUUGCGAGAAUAAAAUUGACG